UAUCAUUCCGCCUACAUAAAGCCGGAUCCCCUUACACUACGCUCUAGCUCCUCCCGCUGCCGCUUUUGGUACUGGGGACGUGGCCAAAGUCUGCAGAGGAAAAGAUCACGGCACCCCCUUGAGGCAAGGAAAUAAGAAAACUCCCUCUGAUCCGAGCAAAGCAGGUCCAACUUCAGUGGCAGAUCUGGUGGCCUUGGAGUGGCUGAAGACACCCACCCUCCACAGGGCUGCGCUCAGGCACACAGCCAUUCUUCCUUUCCCAGAGUGAGCUUCCUCUGCACGUUGUUUAUAUCAUUGACAGAGCCUGUAGUUGGAAAGAGGGCCGAGUGACCACUGGACUUUGUAUGAAAACACCAACCUGGGACAGACCUUCAGUCAAUGCUGAGACAGGGUUGGAGGUAUAUAACUUGGCCUUGUCUUUAACUUGGAUCAUGACUGGCUCUGAGGGUAAGGCAGGGGCAGAGGAGGGGCUGAGGUUUGCCUAAAAGCUGGAAUCAGUGGCCCUGCCAACCCUAGAGCCAAGGCUAAGAUCCAGGCCAAGGCUGGGGAUGGAGCAGUGGCCAGGACACAGACUGUGACCUACACUGAGGCCGUGGCUAUGACAGGGAUGUGAGCAAGAUGGAAGCUAUGGCUAAGACUAGAGUCAUGACUGAGACUAAGGCAAAAUCCCUGGCAGAACCUGGUAUAGUGCCCCAAGUCAAGUCAAAGCUGACGCCUAUGGCCAGGGUCAGUGCUGUGACCAAGUACGAAGUCAAGGCUGGUGCUGGAAGUGAAACCAAUAUCAGGUCCUUUGCCAAGGCUGAUGAUAAGGUCAAUAUUGAGUCCAGGUCCCAGAGAAAGAGAGAGGACAACAUCAAAUUCAGGGCUGGGGCUGGGGACAGAGCUGGUAUUGUAAUCGAGUCCAGUGAUGAGGAUGAAGAAAAUGUCUGCUCCUGGUUCUGGGCAGGAGAAGAGCCUAGUGUAGGAUCCUGGUUCUGGCCUGAAGAGGAGAUUCCUUCUCAAGUUUAUAAGCCUCCACCUAAGAUCCAGGAAAAGCCCAAGCCCAUACCCAAACCUGAACUCACUAUAAAACAAAAAGCAGCAGCAUGGUCAAGGGCCAGGUAUAGUGUCCUAGUCCCAAUAGAGAGAGGGAAGCCAUUCUUGCCUCCAGAAGGGAAUUGGACUCUCGUUGAGACCUUGAUUGAAACUCCUCUGGGGAUUCGGCCUCUGACCAAGAUCCCACCCUAUAAUGGACCUUACUUCCAAACCUUAGCUGAGAUCAAAAGCCAGGUUAGGUAUAGAGAAAAGUAUGGGCCCAAUCCAAGAACCUGCCGCUGUAAAUCACGUGACUUUAGUUUAGAGCCUAAAGAGUUCGAUAAACUCGUUGCCCUACUUAAGUUAACUAAGGAUCCUUUUAUUCAUGAAAUAGCAACAAUGAUAAUGGGCAUUAGUCCUGCUUAUCCAUUUACCCAAGAUAUAAUUCAUGAUGUAGGUAUUACUGUUAUGAUUGAAAACUUGGUCAAUAAUCCCAAUGUUAUAGAACACCCUAGAGCUUUAAAUAUAGUAGAUGACAACUCUGAGUCUUCUGAAGAACCAAAACCAGGAGAGUCAUACGUAUAUCAAGUUUGUAAGGACAUAUUCUCUUAUCCCUUGAACUCCCCUGUGCAACUGGCUGGACUAAAAUUAUUAGUGCACCUGAGUGUGAAAUUUGAGGAUCACCAUAUAAUUAUUAAUUACAUUCCAGAUUUCCUCACCUUGUUAAGCAAAGGAAGUGUCAAAACCAAGUUUUAUGUUUUAAAAGUGUUUUUGCGCUUGUCUAAAAAUCAAGCCAAUACAAGAGAACUGAUUAGUGCCAAAGUACUGUCAUCAUUGGUUGCACCCUUUAACAAGAAUGAGUCGAAGGCUAAUAUUCUUAAUAUCAUUGAAAUAUUUGAGAAUAUAAAUUUCCAAUUCAAAAAGAAGGUGAAGCUAUUUACCAAAGAAGAGUUCACUAAAUCUGAGCUUAUUUCCAUAUUCCAGGAAGCAAAAGAGUUUGGUCAGAAACUCCAAGACUUAGUAGAGCACAGUGAUCCUGAGGUGCUGUCAUCUCUCAAGUGGAAUCCUUGGCUCCUUUGAAGUUUUCCUAUUUGUUGAAGAGAUUGUCUUUUCCAUUGGAUAUUCUUUCCUGCUUUGUCCAAGGUAAGUUGACCACAUAGGUAACAUUUAUAAUGAGAGGAGAAUGGAAUAAAAUAUCCUAGACAUAUUGUGACAAUGGAUUAACUGUUUAAAGUAAAUAAACUCAGGUUUCCAUUCAAAGCAUACACCUAGAAAAAUCAGAGAAAUUUUUUUCAAACCCUUUCUCCUUUGCUAUAAAAGAAAACCAUGAUCUGUGUACAAAAAGUUAUAUAUCAUGACCAAGUGGGAUUUUACUCAGGUAUAAAGGGCUGGUUCAAUAUUCAAAAAUCAAUUAAUGUAGUCCAUCACAUCAACAGACUAAAAAAGAAACACCACAUAAUCAUACCAAUAGAUACAGAAAAAGCAUUUGGUAAAAAUAUGACACCCAUUUUUGAUAAAAACUUUCAAACUAAGAAGAGGGGAAACUUCUCAACACGAUAAAGAAAAUCUACAAAAGCUUACAUCUAGCAUCAUACAUAAUGGUGAGAAGUCAGAACCUUUCCCACAAAGAUCAGCAACAAGACAAGAAGUCUUUCCUCACUAUUACUUUUCAACUUUGUAUUGGAAGUUCUUGUUAAUGCAUUAAUGCAAGAUAAAGAAAUAAAAGGGAUGUAGAUUUAGAACAAAAAGCAAUAAUAAAACUUUGUUCAAAGGUGACAUCAUUGCCUAUGUAGAAAAUCUGAAAUAGUUGACAAAAACCAAACAAAAAACCCUCUGGAGCUAAAUGAAUAUAACAAAGUUGUAGGAUAUAAGGUUAAUAUAAUGUAAAAUGGCCGGGGUGCCUGUGUGGCUCAUUAAGUGUCUGACUUCGGCUUAGGUCAUGACCUCACAGCUUAUAUGUUCGAGCCCCACAUCGGGCUCUGUGCUGACAGCUCAGAGCCUGGAGCCUGCUUCGGAUUCUGUGUCUCCCUAUCUCUCUCUGCCCCUCCCCCACUCACACUGUCUUUCUUGCUCAAAAAAUAAAUACAUUAAAAAAAUUUUUAAAUGGCCAUUGCUUUCUUGUAUACCAACAAUGAGUAACUGGAAUUUGAAAUUAAAAACACAAUGCCAUUUACGUUUGCCACCAUUUACGUAAGUCACCCCUAAAAUGAAAUAAUUGUGUAAAAUCUACAAAAUGUGUAUAAGAUCCAUGUGAGGAAAAUUACAAAACUCUGGUGAAAGAAUUCAAACGAGAUAAAUAAAUGGAGAGGUGUUCCAUGUUUGUGGAUAGGAAGAAUCAGUAUUGUGUAAAUGCCAGUUCUUCCCAACUUUAUAGAUUCAGUGCAGUCCCAAUCAAAAUCCCAGCAAGACAUGUAGACAUUGAUACGCUGAUUCUCAAGUUUAUGUGGCAAGGAAAAAGACACAAAAUAUCCAACACCAUAUUUAAAGAGAAGAACAGGGGCGCCUGGGUGGCUCAGUUGGUUAAGCGUCCAGUUUUGUCUCAGGUCAUGAUCUCAUGGUUUGUGAGUUCAAGCCCUGCGUUGGUUUCUGUGCUGACAGCUCAGAGCCUGGAGCCUGCAUUGGAUUCUGUGUCUCCCACUCUCCCUGCUCCUCACCUGUUCUCUUUCUCUCCCUCUCUCUCUCUCUCUCUCUGUUCCUCCCCUGUUCUCUCUUUCUGUCUCUCUCUCUUUUUCUCAAAAAUAAAUAUUUAAAAAAUAUAUUUAAAAAAUAAAGAGAAGAACAAAGCUGGAUAAUUUUCACUAUUUGACCUUAAGACUUACUAUAAAGCUACAAUAAUCUAGACAGUAUGAUACUGGUGAAAGAAUGACAAAUAGAUCUAUGGAAUAGAAUUGAGAGUCUGGAAAUAGACCCAUAUAAAAAUAGUGAACUGAUCCUUGAUAAAGGAGUAAAGGCAAUAAAAUGGAGACAAGUUAGUCUUUUUAGUAAAUGAUGUUGGAAUAACUGUACAUCCAUAGGCAAAAAAAAUUAGUCACAGACUUUAUAUUCUUCACAAAAAUUAACUCAAAAUGCAUCACAGAGCUAACUGUAAAAUGCAAAACUAUAAAACACCUAGAACCUGACAUAAAAGAAAAUCUUGGUGACCUUGGGAUUGGUGAUGACAUUUUAGUACAACACCAAAGGCACAGUCUAUGAAGACAAAAAAUAACUUGGUAGGCUGGACUUCAUUAAACUGAAAAAUUCUGUUUUGAGGGGCACCUGGGUGGCUCUGUCAGUUAAGCAUCCAACUUCAACUCAGGUCAUGAUCUCAUGGUUCGUGAGUUCCAGCCCUGCGUCAGGCUCUGUGCUGACAACUCAGAGCCUGGAGCCUGCUUUGGAUUCUGUGUCUCCCUCUCUCUCCUCCCCUCCCCCAUUCACGUUCUCUCCAUCUCUCUCUCAAAAAUAAAUAAACAUUAAAAAAACUAAGGCUGUAACGAGAGAAAGAAAGACAUUACAUCAUAAUUAAGGGAUCUAUCCAAGAAGAUCUAACAAUUGUAAAUAUUUGCAUCCAAAUUGGGAGCACACAAAUAUAUCAUUCAAUUAAUAAUAAACAUAAAGAAACUCAUUGAUAAUAAUACCAUAAUAGUAAACUUUAAUACCCCACUUACAGCAUGAGCAGAUCCUCUGAGCAGAAAAUCAACAAGGAAACAGUGGGUUUGAAUGACACACUUGACCAGGUGUACUUAAGAGAUAAAUUCAGACCAUUUCAUCCUAAAUCAGAAAAAUACACAUUCUUCCUAAGUGCAUAUAGAUAUUUUUCCAAAACAGAACACAUACUAGGUCACAAAUCAGCCCUCAACUGGUACAGAAAGAUUGAAAUCAUGCCAUGCAUAUUUUCAGAUCACAACACUAUGAAGCCUGAAAUUAACUACAGGAAAAAAUGUGGAAAGCCCUCAAAUACAUGGAAGUUAAAACUCAUCCUACUUAAGAAUGGAUGGGUUAACCAGAAAAUUAAAUAAGAAAUGAAAAAAAUACGUGCAAACCAAUGAAAAUACACGAGUCCAAACCCUUUGUGGUGCAGCAAAAGCAAUCCUAAGAGGAAAUUACAUUGCAAUUCCGGCCUAUCUAAAGAAGCAAGAAGGUCCCAAAUACACAACCUCACCUUAAACCUAAAGGAGCUACAAAAGGAGCAGCAAAUAAAGCCUAAAGCGAGCAGAUGAAGGGGAAUAAUAGAGGUUACAGUAGAAAUAAAAGAUAUAGAAACAAACAAACAAAACCUAGUAGAACAGAUCAAUGAAACUGACAGCUGGUACUUUGAAAAAAAUAAAUGAAUUGAUAACCCCCAAGCCAGAUUUAUCAAAAAGAAAAGAGAAAGGAUCCAAAUACAUAAUACAUAAGAAAGGAGAGAUCACAAACACCAGAGAAAUGCAAACAAUUAUAAGAAUACUAUGAAAAUUAUAUGCCAAAAAACUGGGCAAUAUGGAAGGAAUGGACAAAUUCCUAGAAACACACUACCAAAACUGAAAAAGAAGAAAUAGAUAAUUUGAACAUACCCAUAACAAGCAAAGAAAUUGAAUUGGUUAUAAAAAAAAUCUCCUACCAAACCAGAGUCCUGGGCGAGUUGGCUUCCCAGGGAAAUUCUACCAGACACUUAAAGAAGAAUUAAUGCCAAUUCUUCUCAAACUGUUCCAAAAAAUAGAAAUGGAAGGAGAACUUCCAAACUCAUUCUAUGAGGCCAGCAUUACCUUGAUUCCAAAACCAAAGACCCCACUAAAAAGGAAAAUUACAGGACAAUAUCCCUGAUGAAACUGGAUGCAAAAAUUCUCAACAAGAUACUAGCAAUUUGAAUUCAACAGUGCAUCAAGAGAAUUAUUCACCUGUAUCAAAUGGGAUAUAUUCCUGGGAUGCAAGGAUGGUUGGAUAUUCACAAAUCAAUCAAUGUGAUACCCCACAUUAAUGAAAGAAAUGAUAUGAUCCUGCAAAUAGAAAUGCAGACAAAGCAUUUGACAAAAUACAGCAUCUACUCUUGGUAAAAAAACCUGAAGAAAAUGGUAAUAGAAGGAACAUAUCUCAACAUCAUCAAAACAUCCACAGCUAAUAUCAUCCUCAAUGGGUAAAAACUGAGAGCUUUCCCCCUAAGAUCAGGAACAUGACAGGGAUAUCCACUCUCACCACUUUUGUUCAACAUAGUACUGGAAGUCCUAGCCUCAGCAAUCAGACAACAAAACAAAAUAAAAGGCAUCCUAAAUGGCAAGGAAGAACUCAAACUUAUGCUCUUCACAGAUGACAUAAUACUCCACAUGGAAAGCCCAAAAGACUCCACCAAAAAAACUUCUAGAGCUGAUACAUGAAGUCAGUGAAGUCACAGGAUAUAAAAUCAAUGUACAGAAAUUGGUUGUAUUUCUAUAUGCCAGUAAUGAAGCAGCAGAAAGAGAUAUCAAGGAAUCAAUCCCAUUUGCAAUGUCACCAAAAACCAUAAGAUACCUGGGAAUAGACCUAACCAAAGUGGUAAAAUAUCUGUAUGCUGAAAACUAUAGAGCUUAUGAAAGAAGUUGAAGAAGACACAAAGAAAUAGAAAAGCAUCUCAUGCUCAUGGAUUGGAAGAAUAUAAUUAACAUGUCAAUACGACCCAAAGAAAUCUACACAUUCAAUGCAAUCUCUAUCGAAGUAACACCAGUAUUCUUCACAGAGCUAGGAAAAACUAUUCUAAAAUUUGUAUGGAACCAUGUAAAAUCCCGAAGAGCCAAAGUAAUGUUGAAAAAGAAAACCGAAGCUGGAGGCAUCACAAUCCCAGACUCUAACCUGUAUUACAAAGCUGUAAUCAUCAAGACACUAUGGAACAGGCACAAAAACACAGACACAUAGAAAAAUGGAAUAGAAUACAGAGCCCAGAUACGGACACACAUAUGUAUAGCCAACUAAUCUUUGACAGAGAAGAAAAGAGUAUCCAAAGGAAAAAACUCUCUUCAACAAAUGGUGAUGGGAAAACUGGACAGCAACAUGCAGAAGAAUGAAACUGGACCAUUUAUUACACUAUACACAAAAAUAAACUCAAAAUGGAUGAUAGACCUACAUAUGAGACAAGAAACCAUCAAAAUCCUACAGGAGAAAACAGGCAGCAACCUCUUUGACCUUGGCCACAGCAACUUCUUGACAUGUCUCCAAAGGCAAGGUAAUAAAAGCAAAAAUGAAAUAUUGGAACAUCAUAAAGAUAAAAAGAUUAUUCACAGUGAAAGAAACAAUCAACAAAACUUAAAGGCAACUGAUGGAAUUGUAGACAAUAUUUGCAAAUGACAUUCGGAUAAAGGGUUAGUAUCAAAAAUCUAUGAAGACUUACCAAACUCAACAUCCAAAAAAAUAGACAACCCAGUGAAUAAGUGGGCAGAAGACAUGAACAGACGCUUUUGCAAAGACAUCAGAUGGCUGACACAUGAAAAGAUGCUGAACAUCGCUCAUCAUCAGACAAAAUACAAAUCAAAACCACAAUGAGAUACCACCUCACACCUGUCAGAAUGGCUAAAAUUAAUAACUCCAGAAACAACACACAAUGGUGAGGAUGUGGAGAAAGGGGAGCCCUAUUGCACUUUUGGUGGGAAUUCAAAUUGGUACAACCACCCUGGUAAACAGUAUGGAGGUUCCUCAAAAAAAUUAAAAAUAGAACUAUGCUAUGACCCAGAAAUUGUACUACUAGGUAUUUAUCCAAAGGACACAAAAAUGCUGAUUAGAAGGGGCACCUUCACUGCAAUGUUUGUAUCAGCGCUAAUAAUAAUAGCCAAAUUAUGGAAAAAGCCCAAAUGUUCAUUGACUGAUGAAUGGAUAAAGAUGUGGGACACACACACACACACACACACACACACAGUGGAAUACUAUUCGGCAAUGAAAAAAUGAAAUCUUGUCAACAACAUGGAUGGAACUUGAGGGUAUUAUGCUAAGCAAAAUAAGUUAGAGAAGGACAGAUAUUAUAUGAUUUCACUCAUGUGGAAUUCAAGAAACACAACAGAUUAACAUAGGGGAAGGGAAGAAAAAAUAAGAUAAAAAUAGGGAGGCAAACCAUAAGAGACUCUUAAAUACAGAGAACAAACUGAGCAUUGCUAGAGGGGAGGUGGGUGGGGGGAUGGAUUAAAAGGGUGAUGGGUAUUAAGGAGGGUACUUUUUGGGGUGAGAACACUGUCAUGUGUGAUAGAGGAAUCUCUGGAUUCUCCUGAAACCAAGACUACACUGUGUUUUAACUAACUUGAGUGUGUGUGUGUGUGUGUGUGUGUUAAUUAUGAAACUACAAUAAUUAGAUAAUUUGGUGAUGAGUUAAAAGUAGAACUAUAGAACAGACUAGAAGUCAGAAACUGGCCAAAAUAGAUACAGAGUUUAUAUAUAAUAAAGAUGGCAAGACAACUCUGUGGGGAAAAGAUGGAUUGUUCAAAAACAGUAUUUGGGGAGUAGUGUCAGGAAAGAUUGUCAUAGAAAGGGCCAUGAAACCAUCUCUCCACUUAGAAGAUAGCUUUACUGGUAAAAAUCAUCUGAAGUGACUAGAUUAGAACCAUGGAUUCUAUUUGAACUUUUGCUACUUUCAGGGGAAAGCUUAGCUGACAAAUGAUGGAUAUUAUCAGUCAAUUUCAGCUUUUAGUGUGGUAGCAGCUACUAAUUCUCCAAUCUCCAGGCCCAUGGCAGGAAGCUAUGGGACAGCAACAUGCAUUUGAAGCAUGACUCGCUGGAGCCAGGGUGGACAAUAAGGACAUUGUCCUCUAAGGAUUGGGGUUUGUGUUCUGAUUUUUGAGUUUCUGCUCACUGAGGUGUAGGCACCAAGGCUGGUAAUUGUUUCACACCUACCAGCUAAGGUGGGUUCCAAAGUAUGUAGAGGAGAUGGACCUGCAGCUUUUUUUGGUGGGGGGGAGGCAUUCAAAAACAAAUGCAUAUACAGGAUAAUUUAGAAAGCCAUAGUGCAUGCCCAAGGAAAGACAUAGUCUCAGAAAAGCCCCAAGAAGAUCUUAAAUUUCACCUCAGCCUGAUUUCCAGCAAAGAGACACCCUGCAAUAAUAACAUAAAAACCAGUAAAAUCCUGGAUAUCGGAAAGAGAUUGUGAUUUCCAGAGUUACCACAUCAUAAGAUUCAAGUGUUCGGCUUUCAGCAAAAGAUCAUAAGACAUACAAAGAAACAUGAGAAUGUGACUCAUUCAACAGAACAAAAUAAAUCUACAAGAAACAUACCUGAGGAAGCACAAGUGUCACACAUAAUAGACAAAGACUUUAAAGCUAACAGAAGACAUAGACAAAGAAAGAGAAAUAAUGGAUGAAUGAAAUGAGGAUAUCAGUUAAGGGAAAUAAUACAAAGGGACCAAAAAGGAAUUUUGGACUUGAAAGUUAAAAUGACUGAAGUGAAAAAUACUCUUGAGAAGUUCAGCAGAUUUGAGCAAGCAGUAAAAUGAAUCAGUUAACUUGAAGUAAGGUCAAUGGAAGUUAUUGAGUCUGAUAAAUAGGAAGAAAAAAUGAAAAGUGAACACAGCCUGAGAGACCUGUGGGGCACCACAAAGCUGAACAAUAGACCAACAUAGACAAUUGCGGGAAUUCCAUGAGAAGAGAGAUAGAAAGGAGCAGAAAUUUUUUGGUUUUUUUUGGGGGGGGUUGUUGAGUUUAAUAAGUUCUUUAUAUAUUUGGGGCACUAGCCAUUCAUCAGAUAUGUCAUUUGCAAACAUCUUCUCCCAUUCCAAAUUUUGCCUUUUAGGGUUUUUUUUUUUAAAUUUACUUUGUUACUAAGUGAAAUAAGUGUUGUCAGAGAAAGACAAAUACCCUAUGAUUUUACUUAUAUGUGGAAUUUAAGAGACAAAAUAGAUGAGUAUAGGGGGAAAGAAGAGAGAGACAAACCAGAAAACAAACUGUAUACUAUAGAGAAAAAACUGAGGGUUGCUGGAGAAGAGAUGGGUCAGGGAAUGGGUUAAAUGGGUGAUGAGUAUUAAGGAGGGCAGUAGUUGUGAUAAGCACUGGAUGUUGUAUGUAAAUGAUGAAUUACUAACUUCUGCGCCUGAAAUUAAUAUUACAUUUUGUAUUAACCAACCUGAACUUAAAUACAAGAGUAUAAAAAAGCAAUCAUUGAGCUAUGCUUUUGGGUACAGAGUGUAUAAAGAUAUGAUCUGUGAUAACAAUAACAGAAAGAGGGGCAAUAGAAGUGUAUGGAAGUAACUUUUGUAGACUACUAGAGUUCAGUUGGGAUGAAUUCAGAUAUUGUCAUGACUUUAAAAUAUUAAAUGUAAUUCCCAUAGUCAUAAAGAAAAUAUCUAUACAAUAUAUCCAGAGGAAAAUGAGAAGGUAAUUAAAUAUUUUUUAAAAAUUAAUUAAAUAGAAAAGAAGGCAAUAAUGAAGGAAAUGAGGGAUGCAAAAGCUAUAAGGCUUAUAAUAAAUAACAUAACGGCAAAAGUAAGUCUAUCCUAUCAAUAAUUACUUUAAGUGUAAAUGGAUAAAAUAUUUCAAUCAAAAUAAAUAGAUUUGCAGAAGAGAUUUAAAAAACAUGAUGCAACUAUAUACUUUACGCAAGAGACUCAUUUUAGCUCCAAAGAGAAGAUUAAAAAGUAAAGGAUGGAAAAAAAAAUAUUCUAUAUAAAUAGUAACCGAUAGAAAACUGUGUUGGCUAUACCAAUACCAGAAACAAUAGACUGAGAUUUUAAAAGGUUAUAAACAACAGAGAAGGACAUUUUAUAUUAAUAAAGUGUCAAUACAGAAAGAGGACAUAACACGUAUAAACAUUUACAUACCUAAUAGACACUUUAUGAAGCAAACAUUGACAGAAUUGUAGGGAGAAAUAGUUGUACAAUAACAGUUGAAGACUUUAAUACAUCAUUUUCCAUAAUGUGAGGAUAAAGUAGGCAGAAGAUGAGUAAGGAAAUAAAAAAAAACUUGAACAACAUAAUAAACCAACUAGACCUAAUCAACAUUUACAGAACACUCAACCCAACAAAAAAGAAUACACAUUAUUCUCAAGUACACAUAGGACAUUCUCCAAGAAAGACCACAUGUUAAGACAUAAAACAAGUCUUUGUAGAUUUAAAAAGAUACAUAUACAAAAAUAACUUCUUCAACAAUAUGGCAUGAAUUUAGAAAUCAGAUAAAAAAAACUGGAAAAUUCACAAAUUGCAGAAAUUAAACAACAUCAAACAAAUCGGUCAAAAAAGAAAUUACAAAGAAAAUUAGAAAAUAUUUAAAUAUGAAUGAAAACAAAAACACUGGACCACUUUCUCACGCCAUACACAAGAAUAAAUUCAAAACGGUUUAAAGACCUAAGUGUGAAACUUGAAACCAUAAAAAUCCUAGAGGAGGACACAGGCAGUAACCUCUUUGACAUCUCCCAUAGCAACUUCUUUCUGGAUAUGUCUCCUGAUGCAAGGGAAACAAAACCAAAAAUAAACUACUGGGACUUAUUCAAAACAAAAAGCUUAUGCACAGCAUACAGUCAACAAAAGCAAAAGACAACCUACUGAAUGGGAGAAUAUAUUUGGAAAGGACAUACCUAAUAAAGGGUUAGUAUCCAAAAUAUAUAAACAAUGUAUAAAACUCAACACCCCAAAAAUGAAUAAUCCAAGUUAAAAAAUGAGUAGAAGACAUAAAUAGACAUUUUUCCAAAGAUUACAUACAGAUGGCCAAUAGACACAUGAAAAGAUGCUGAACAUCACUGAUCAUCAGGGAAAUACAAAUCAAAACUACAAUGAGAUAUCACUUCAUAUUUUUAAGAUGGCUAAUAUCAACAACACAAGAACAACAGGUUUUGGCGAGUAUGUGAAGAAAGGGAAACCCUCCUGCACUGUUGGUGGGAAUACAAACUAGUGCAGCCAGUGUAGAAGACAGUAUGAAGUUCCUCAAAAAGUUAAAAAUAGAACUACCCUAAGAUCCAGCAAUUGUAUUAUGAGGUAUUUACCCAAAGAACAAAAACACUAAUUCCAAGGGAUACAUGCACCCCUAUGUUUAUAGCAGCAUUAUAUUCUCUACAAUAGCCAAAUUAUCGAAAGAGCCCAAAUGCCCAUCAAUUGAUGAAUGGAUAAGAAGAUGUGAUAUAUGUAUACACUAGAAUAUUAUUCAGCCAUAAAAAGAAUAAAAUCUUGCCAUUUGUAAGGACAUGGAUGGGGCUAGUGAGCCAAAUGAGCAAAGGGAAAAAAAAGAGAGAGGGGGCAAACCAAGAAACAAUCUUAGCUAUAGAGAACAAACUGAUGGUUACCAGAGGGGAGGUGGGGGGAGAUGAGUUAAAUAGGUAAUGGGGAUUAAAGAGUACACUUAUGAUGAGCACUGGGUGUUGUAUGGAAGUGUUGAAUCACUAUGUUGUCCACCUUAAACUAAUAUUACACUGUAUGUUAACUAACUGGAAUUUAAAUAAAAACUUUAAGAAAUAAGUAAAAUUAUCUGUUUGCAAAUGAUUUGAUUUUAUAUAUAGAAAAUGCUAAAGAUUUUGUGUACACACACACACACACACACACACACACACACACUGAUAGAACCAAAGAAUGAAUUCAGGAAAGUUGAAGGAUGCAAAAUCAAAAAUUAAAUAUCAGUCGUGUUCCUGUAAAUGAACUGUGGACAAUCCAAAAAGGAAAUUAAGAAAACAAUUUCAUUUACAAUAGCAUCAAAGCCAUACAAUACUUAGAAAUAAACCUAACUAUGGAAGUGAAAGACUUGUACACUGAAAACAAGAAAAUACUGCUGAAAGAAGUUUUGUGGGUUUUUUUGCUGAAAAAAAGUUUUAGAAGACACAAAUAAAGGGAAAGACAUCCUAUGUUUAUGGAUUUGAAGGUUUAAUAUUAUUAAGAUGACCAUACUACCCAAAGUGCUCUCUCUACUGAUUCAACACAAUCCUUAUAACAGUCCCAACAUACCUUUUUCAGAAAUGAAGAAAACAUCCCAAAAUUCAUAUAGAAUCUUAAGGGACCUCAGAUAGCCAAAACAAUUUUGAAAAAGAACCAGUUUGGAGGCCUGACUUUAAAAUAUUACAAAGUUACAGUUAUCCAAAGAGUGUACUGUCAUAAAGACAAACUAAUAGACCAGUGGAAUAGAAUAAAGAUCCUAGCAAUAUAUCUUUGUAUAUAUGGUUAAAUUAUAUUUAACAAAGGUGCCAAGACCAUUUAAUGGGGAAAGGGCUGUCUUGUAAACAAAUGGUGAUGGCAGCUUUUCCACCUGCUCCCCCUCCCACUAGUGCCACUCCUGCUAUACCACCAGCUCGGAGCUCCCAGUUCCUGUAAAGCUAGCGCCAACCUCAUCUUUCUCCAGCCAGAGUCGUAAUCAUCUACUGGAACCUCAUUAGCCAUGAUGAGAUGUUCUCUGACAUCUAUAAGAUCUGGAGAUCAUAGAUGGGCUGUGCCUGGAGGUGGAGGGGAGGAUGGUCAGUAGGACAGAGGGUAACAUUGGUGACUUGCUCAUCAGUGGAAAUGCCUCUGAUAACGGCACCAAAUGCAAAUGUACCAAAAGCACAGUGAGACAUAACUUGCAGGAAAACAGCUUCACAAAAGAAGCCUACAAGAAGUAAAUUGAAGAUUACAUGAAAUCAACAAAGGCAAACUUGAGGAACAGAGGCCAAGAAAGAAUAAAACCUUUUAUAACAAGGGCCGCAGAACAAAUCAAGCACAUCCUUGCUAAUUUCUUUUUUUUAAGUUUUAUUUUUUUAAUUUUUUAUUUAUUUAUUUUUUAAAUAUGAAAUUUAUUGUCAAAUUGGUUUCCAUACAACACCCAGUGCUCAUCCCAACAGGUGCCCUCCUCAAUACCCAUCACCCACCCUCAUCCUUUCUAAUUUCAAAAACUACCAGU
This is a messenger RNA of Panthera uncia (snow leopard), 13760 nucleotides long. RefSeq names its product armadillo repeat containing X-linked 5 (gene ARMCX5). Lineage: Eukaryota; Metazoa; Chordata; Mammalia; Carnivora; Felidae. The record is from RefSeq and is a predicted model, not a curated record. The transcript has 5 exons. Bases 619 to 2094 code for a protein of 491 amino acids.